AUGAACAUCACCGUACGGUGCUGGUAUACACUCGAUGGCAAUAGCCACCAGCUCCUCGCUCGCUCCCCCGGCAAAUGCUCCGUGACAACUCUCAAGGGCUUCCCGCCCUCAUCUAACUUCGCAAAGACGCGCCUCCGCCCGUGUCUAGAUUUCAUAUGCAAAUCUUCCCCCGAGCUACUACACGACCCCUCCAAGGAUUAUGCGGUGUACAUCCUCGACCCGACAGAGGCGGCGUCGGCGCCGAGUGCGGCUCUCGCUGCCGUCGGAGGUGGUGGAGAUGGUGGCCCGGCGUCGCAGGGCGUAGCGAUUGGACUGGGGCUCGUGAGCACGCUUACGACGGACAGCUAUAGUACGACCCCGGCUGUGGGUACAAUCAAGACGUCCGCUUCGGGCGAGAAGUCGCUUGAACUAGGUUUUACCUUCCGUGGUCUGCCGCGAAAGCAACCAAUGCAACCACUACCUGCACCCUCGCACGCAUCAUCGUCUCGUGCACCUUCCGCUGUGCCGCCAGAUAUCAAGCCCUUCGCCGAUCCGUCGGUGGCAGCGGCCAUGCACACCCUCCUCUCAACGUCCCGCGCCGGACCUGCCCCUCCGGCGUUCAGCGCCUACCUCUCGCGCCAAGCCUCUCAGCCUCCCUCACGCAGACCCAGCGAGUCACUGCCACCGUCGUCUAGCCCUGGUCCGUCGCCUGACAGCGACGAUGACGAAAACUCAGUCGAGGUGUUGUCUGCGGACGCUGUGGACCCGCACGCGUUUAGGAGGAGAGGAUCGACGGCGAGCGUGUCGUCAUUCUGCAUGCCUUCGUCGCCCAGCAAUGCGUCGUACCGUACAUCCUCGGUAGCUCCCAGCGCGUCGUCGCCACCCAGCCCCAGUAGGAACCUGAAGCGCAAGGCCGGCAUUGACGAUCCGUUCGAGCAUGAUAGGAGGAAACGCAGGCAUGCGUCUUCCCCUGCGCGUGUGCAGCCGCUUAUGCGUCGUGCGACGGAGCUAGCAAGCCUGACGUCGAAUGGCUCGGCAUCGGGCGUUCCGCUUCAUCGGAGGAAUACUGAGCUAUUACCACCACCGUCCUCGGCCAAUACGCCGCGACCAAAGACAUUGCUCUUUGCUGCGCGCUCGGCGCUCGUAGCGUCUACGCGCAAAUCGUCCGCUCCACCUGCAUCUUCGUCUCACGCAUCGACUUCGACCUCGCGUCACAAGCCACCGCCUGUUCCCGUCUUCAACCGUGCACCACCGCCUUAUCCCUCAUACACAUACCCGACCGGCCCCAUCCCCACACAACAACGAACGCCGCCUAAAGAAAAGAAGAAGUUCACGGUACCGGAUUGGGCGCGUACGAGUACGGCCACGCAGCCUCGUGUCAAUGCGGAGGUGAAGGCGAAGAAUUUGGAAGAGAGGAGGGAGAGGGGCGAGAUUGUCGGCGAUGAGAAGGAGAAGGGGAGGAAGAGGGUCGGGAGGACGCAGAGUUCUGUGGCUGCUUUUGGAGGAGGUGGUGGAAGUGCUGAGAAGGGCAAGGGGAAGGCGGGUGUGACGAUGAGCUCUCCGGGCGCGCGUGUGGCGCUCAGCUCGCCGCUGAAGAUGCGCUCUCCGGCGAAGAACAAAGUCAAGUCGCCGAUCACGCUCAGGAGCAGCCCAUUACGCCCGCCUGUUAUGCCCUCAUCGUCACCAUUGCGCCCAUCUGGCUCUGGGCCGUCGUUGUUUGCGUUCGCGAGGGGUGAAGCUGCGAAGGUGCCGAGGACACCGAGGAAGGAUAAGGAGAGAGAGGGCAGGAGGACGCCGAGGUCCAGUUUGAGGAAGAGCGCGGGGAGGGCUGGGUUGUUUGGGAGUGCGGAGAAGGGUGGACAAGGACAUGGGGAGGGCGAUAUGUUUGGGAGUCCGCUGUUCUCUGACGAGGAGGAUGAUGACGAUGGCGCGGCUGGUCCUCAGUCGCCUUCACCGUCCAAGAGGCGCACAUCGCUGCUCAAUGCGACACCCUCGCGGCGGACAUCUCUCCUCUCGCGUACACCGCUCUCGCAGACACCUCGCACGACAAACGUAGCGCAUACGCCCUCGCGCCUGCUCACCGCUACACCCCGCGCGACACCUUCCAAGCCCAAACCUACCCCGUCAAAGUUUGCUGCGCUACUGGCACGCGGUACACCCGCCUCGACACCCCAACGCGCACACAACAUCGGUGCGGCGCGUAAAGCAAAUCUCGCGGCUCUACGACGCGCUUCAGGUCCUGGCCCGAGGACAAGUUCGUCUGGUAUACCGUCUAGCUCAUCGGUAGCGGAGAUGCCAGAACCAGGAACGGAUACGUAUACGGACGAUCUGCCGCCAAGCUCGCCGUUACCGCCUAGUAGUCCGCCCGCCGAAGACGACGACGACGAUGACGACGUGGACGACAUGGAGGAGAUCAUGCCCACGGCUUCACAAGAGUCUGUAGAGCAGGGUACACCAGCCUCGCAGGGUUCGCAGCCGACGCCGUCCCAGGACUCGGUGGUGUCGGAUCUACCGUCUAGUUCAGUUCCUACGCCGAGUCAAGAUUCGCUGCCUACGCCAUCUCAGCACUCUUUGCCCACGCCUACUCAGCAUACAUUGCCGAAUGCGUCACAGGACGCGCUGCCGAUGCCACAACAGCAACAACCCCAGUUGUUCGAAUUUCCGGCCGCGUCGCAAGAGUCUAUGCCUUCGUCGUCGCAGACAUCGCUUGCAGUUACGGAUACAGAUCCAGACGAUAUCUUCGCGGGAUUGGAUAUUACGGCGGGUAUCUCAUUCGCCGAGUUCGAUGCAGCGGCAGAAGGCUUCGAUCCGUCUGCGCUCGACGGCUUUGAUGCGCUCUCGGACGGAUUUGACGCGGGUGCGCUCUCGGAUGGCUUCGACGCGGCCUUUUCGGAUGGACUCGAUGCAGUUUUGUCUACUGGUGGCGAAUUUGGGAGUGGCGGAGACGGUGGGGCACCGCUCGAUGAGGCUUCGCUGGCGACAUUGCGGGAGCUGUUCCAAGCCGAGCCUAUAAGUAUGGAUGGUGGUGGGGAUGACGAUUGGCAGGGGUUUUUGCAUGAGCUUGGGAGUGUGGGUGUUAAUGUCGAUGGUUGA
Molecule: messenger RNA, 3072 nt
Organism: Peniophora sp. CBMAI 1063
Lineage: Eukaryota; Fungi; Basidiomycota; Agaricomycetes; Russulales; Peniophoraceae
Source: the annotation of a GenBank genome assembly